This is a messenger RNA of Xenia sp. Carnegie-2017, 5912 nucleotides long. RefSeq names its product serine/threonine-protein kinase SIK3-like. Gene Ontology annotation, molecular function: protein serine/threonine kinase activity; tau-protein kinase activity; ATP binding. NCBI's taxonomy places the organism in Eukaryota, Metazoa, Cnidaria, Anthozoa, Malacalcyonacea, Xeniidae. Bases 21 to 3512 code for a protein of 1163 amino acids. The transcript has 9 exons. Gene Ontology annotation, cellular component: cytoplasm. The record is from RefSeq and is a predicted model, not a curated record. Gene Ontology annotation, biological process: microtubule cytoskeleton organization; intracellular signal transduction; protein phosphorylation.
UCUCGUAGUGAUGUAAAAAGAUGGCGGAAUCGUCUAGCGGUGGGAAUUCCAGCGGCGUACGUUUUGGCCACUACAAGUUCGAUAAAACGAUCGGGAAAGGGAAUUUUGCUAUCGUAAAACUUGCCAAGAAUAUCUACACCAAUAGUGAGGUGGCCGUAAAGAUUAUCGACAAGACCAGGCUGGACAAGGAGAACUUACAAAAAGUGUAUCGGGAAAUUCAAGUUAUGAAAAUGCUCGAUCAUCCGCACAUUAUCAAGCUCUAUCAGGUAAUGGAGACGGAGAAAAUGCUUUAUUUGGUAACGGAGUACGCUAACAGCGGAGAGAUAUUUGAUCAUCUUGUAACGAACGGCAGGAUGCCCGAAAAAGAUGCGAGGAAGAAAUUCAGUCAAAUAGUCUCGGCCAUUGAGUAUUGCCACAAGAGACAUGUUGUCCAUCGAGAUCUCAAGGCGGAGAAUCUCCUGUUGGAUGAGCGCAUGAACAUAAAGAUAGCAGAUUUUGGUUUCAGUAAUUUCUUCGAGAAAGGAAAGAAAUUGCGCACGUGGUGUGGAAGUCCACCAUACGCUGCUCCAGAGCUAUUCGAAGGAAAAGAAUAUCUUGGACCUGAGGUUGAUAUUUGGAGUUUGGGGGUCGUUCUUUAUGUGCUCGUGUGCGGUGCUCUUCCGUUCGAUGGCAGUACCUUGCAGAGCCUGAGGUCUCGUGUUCUGGCUGGAAAAUUUAGAAUUCCUUUCUUCAUGUCCACUGAGUGUGAAACCUUGAUCAGGCACAUGCUAGUUCUUGAGCCCGCUAAACGCUACACAGUCAGCCAGGUGAAACAGCACAAAUGGAUGACAGCGGACUGCGACGAGGGCUAUAUGGACUGUCAACCGUUGUCACCAGCAGGGAACGGCACACCGAGUCUAAAUCAACAAGUCAUCGAUAAAAUGUGUGAAAUGGGACUUUCAGACGAACAAACUAUCAGACAGGCUGUCCUAAACAUGAAUUACGACAGUUUGUCCGGCAUUUACUAUUUGCUUGUGGAGCGAUGGAAAAAGGCUCAUAACAAACAAGCUGUUUUUCAGUCGAUUACUCUACCAAGCACUCCAAUGGAAGCCCAUGGUCGAUCUUUGGAAAGUGAUGUGAUAAUUGUAGGUGGCUCUUCACCGAGUCAUGAUUCAAGUGCUCGAGAAAGCCCCAUUCCGGUGGUUCAGGUAACACCUGUUUCUCCAACAAUAAAUAGGUCUGAUGAUGAUGCGAAUAUAAAAAGUCGACUUCAGAACGAAGAAGAUGUUGACGAAGUGUCGUCGCACGAGUUUUGUUCGGAUGUCAAGCGAUACUUGGAAAGAAGGCGGCACACCAUUGUUUCAUGUGGAAUACCGGAGCAAUACUCUACUAUGGACGCUCGUGUUCCAUUGAUUUCUCAUCAUAAUACAAUGUGCUUACCCGAAAAACGUCUUCCUGCUCAUUCCAUCUUUCAAAUGCAAGCUUUUCAAGACAGGAGAGCGUCUGAUGGCGCUUCCAGCCUAGCAGCUGGUAUUGCACAGUUUCAUGCUUUGCGGGAACGCAAAAUGCUUGCAUCUCAGAAUGAAAACACAAGUAGAGAGAACUUAUUAGGUAGCUCUGGCUUUCAAGCUUCGGUUUCCUCCAGUCCACCAAGCCCUCAAGCAAAUGAUGAGCACGAAAGUGGCUCAGAUCAAGAACCCGAUCAGGAGGAUGUUGAAAGAUAUUUGCGAUUGCGUGGUCACAAAAGGCAUACACUAUCUGGAGCCAAUGAGAUUCCACCUGACAUUCAGAGUCGACUUUGUCAAGUGCCGAUGAGGAUUCCGCGGCGUGUCCGCACCCCUAGUCGCGAGCGCGUUAACCGCGAUAGUGGUUAUCCUUGUGCACCUGGUAUGAGUAGAUACAGUGCACGUCGUGCUUCUGAUGGUGCUGCAUCGCUUCUUGCUUUCACGCAGCAUUUGGAUCGCAAGUGUAGGAAAGGCAGUUUGAAAGAAAUCCACGCUGAACAUCAGAAGCUGCAGCAACGGUUUAAAAACAAUGGCCAGCUUGAUACCCUAAAGUUGCAUCAGCGUCAUCAUUUUCACCAUCAACAGCAACAACAACAGCAACUGUCGCCGACUGUUCCUACAAGAUCUCAACAUCCCUUGCUGCCGAUGCCAUUUCGUAGACUCCAGGAUCCUAGAGGUCGAAGGUUUUCCGACGGCCCCGAAAAUCUUGCUGCGACCCUUGCUGAGUUUAAUAAUCAAUUGUCUUUAUCGCAACAAAAAAAGCAAUUGCAAAACAUCGAAAGUCAGCACCCUCUAACAUUCUCCGGUCAGUCUCCAACAAGUCCAAGCUCAAUGCCAACCGAUGUUAACAUGGAUGAAGAUAUACAAGAGCAAAAUGAAAUGUGUUCUGGCUCCGAAAACCUCGAACAGUCUUGUGAGGAACAGAAGCCUCUUGAUGAUGUGAUUCGUCCUUUACCAAUACCAAUUCCAAGUCACGGCGAAAGUUAUAGUCCGCAGACGUCUCCUCAUGAAUUUCAAAGUAUGAUGCACAAUGGUCCUCAUGAGCAAUUGCAACAAGGGAUGCAGCGUCUACAACUUGAUUCAAUGGCAGGUCAUUUGAGCCCUGGGAAUAUUACGUACGGAACGAUUUCCAGCGACGCCUAUCAAACAUUUCCCGGUCAAGCAUCACCGGAGGGAUUUUCAUCCUCUUACCUUGGGUCACUGCAGGAAAGCGAACAAUUUUAUAAAAAAGAACCCGUGGCAGUAGAAGCUCGCAACGAAUGUUUGCAGUUCAACGCGCACUCAAGUCCUUUUCGAGCUGAAAAUCAUGGCGAUACGUCGCCCCAACAUUUGCCUGGUAGUGAAUCUUUCUCUUCGGCAUCUGUCAACCAGCAAUUUCUUGGUAAUCAGAAUCAAGUAAAAAUAGAAGAGGACCCUUUAGAUCCUUGUUUUAUUCUCAAUACUGCCAGUCUUCAUAAAGAUAUUGGCAGUCCUGGAAAUAGGCCGUCAACCGCAGACCACGCACGUUUAGGACAACAUAGACGCCAUCAUACAACGCCAAGUGACGAACCAUCUAGCGAUUUACUGCGACAGGUGCAGACAAGUGGCAUAUACAAUAGAAUGCCAUUUAAUAAUAACUUGGUGAGCUCAGUUUCAUCGAAAGAGAAUAGUUCUGGAAAAGGCAGAAUGCCAUUUUCUCCUAGCUUCUAUUCUCUUCCUAUGGCGAAGCUUGACAAGUAUAAUGGCUUGACUAGUCCGACAGCUGCGGACCGCAUGACGUUAGCUUUCAGCAUGAACAUGAUAUCGCGCAAGUCUUUGAAAAGUAUACUGGAUGAGGUUCGGAACACUUUGGAGAAUCGUUCCUCCUCUCUGUUUUACAACGAAUCUGAUUUGCUCUUCACUCUUCAACAUGGCGAGGUUCAAAUGCAGAUUGAAGUAUGUCAGUCUCCCGAGUUGGCCGUGAAUGGCUUGCGAUUGCGACGUCUGGGUGGGGAUACGUGGGAAUAUCGACGAUUAUGUAGUGAGUUAUUAUCUGGAAUGGACUUGUAAUGACUAGAUUUUGCUUUGAAUUAAUGUUCCAUCCCAUUCCACCAAGACGUGUCAGAACAAAAAAUUCAAAGGAACAUUAUGGCAAAUAAUUGAAUCCGCAUUACGAUGUACUUUUGCGUUGUCUCCGUGCAGUUGUAACUGUCGUUGACGCAUCCAUAGAAAAGGCAGGAGUACACUCACCAAUGAAUAAUUUACGUUUGGUUCAGAGCAACGACAUGUUUCGUUUUCCCCUGAGUUUUUAACGAGAGAUACAACACCGUGGUGAAAAGGUCUUGUACAGCUAUCAAAUAGUUAAGUAUUAUAGAAUAUUCCAAGGAAUUCACACCUGAUUGGCUUGUUAUCAUGCUCCUUGUUGAAAAUAUACUGGAAAAACGUUCACCGACGAUCGUUUUAUGUAUGUGGCAAUAGGGACAAUAAGUAUGCAGCUUGAGAGCUGGCCAAUCGGGUGUAAAUUUCGUUGUCCACCGGUUGGCAACAUACAUAAUUUAUGUAAGAAUAAGAAAGUAAAUAUAUUUCGGUAUGCAUUCCUUAGAAUUCUGAAUUGUAUAUAGACGCGAAAUUGUUAGAAUUGUCAUUCAGGAUAACUAGUGCAUAUCAAAAGAAAGAUAUAUAUCAAAUAAAUAGGAAAGAUAAAAGAGAUUUUGAAAAGUCUUAGUAAAUGCAUAGGAAUACUAUCAAUAAUUUAGUUUCUGAUCAAUGCUGCAGAUUGAAUGGUUGCCAUCAAACGUUUUGCCCACGCGAAACUCGUAAUAUUCGCGAAGGCAGCUUUUGGAUAUUUUAAUAGGUUUGAUACACUGUUUGUUGAAUUUGGGCUAAAAGAAACGUCAACUGAUUGAUUAUUAGUUAACAUUUAAAAUGGUAGCUACGCGUGAAUGUUGAUCAUUCACCGUCAACUGAAGCAAUGAUCUUUGCUGCAUUGUUGCCUGUUUUGGCACUUUUCGCAGCAUUUCAACUUAUUUUAAUGAAAUAUUUCGCUAUAACUGUGAAGUUCUAGAAAAACCUGAUUUCGUUUGACGAAGAUUACCUUGCAUGGGUUAAUAUGAUGUAUUUUUUGGACAUGAGGAUCGUUCAUACUAAGCGUUGAUGUAAAACUUAAUUGAAUUAAUAUCGUUCGGGACCAACAGCUGGCUUCUACGCUGUUUAACUUAAUGCCUUAUUUCAUUCUUCGUACAAAGUGUGCAUGAGCAUUUUAGAUAAUUCAUCCAAAUCAAGUUUACUGCUUUUUCAACACAAACCGAACUUUCAUUUUGACAUAAACCAAGGCGUGAAUCUGUAGAAUGUCGCACUUUAUCAUUUUAUUGUGUGCUUUCAUGUAAGUCAGCCGUGUUAGUUGUUCUAACAUUAAAUAGAUCAAGAAAUCCAAGUUUUCAACGUAUGGGUCCAUCUUGUCGGCUCACGAAAAUACAUCGUAGAUAAUUUCGCAGAAAGUUGAAUUAGAAUCUCUGCUGAUUAGCGUUCUUUUGUUAACAUUUAGCAAGUCGUAGUCAAUUAUUGUCGUACUCCUUUGUAGUCAAUCCUGAUUGUGAUUUUAGGCCCGUUUCAAACGUCGCGUUUUACAUGAGCCGAACACUUUUUGUGUUAAUUGCACUCAGCUCGUGUCAAAUGCGACGUUUGAAACGGGCCUUAUGGUUAGGGUAUCUUCGAUUGUUCAUACAAAUAUCUACAGUGUAUGUGCAGUACAUGAAUUACAUGAUUGCUUUUAGCGACAUAUGAAUGACUUUGUGUUACGUUGACUAAAGAAUAAUUCGAAUUUUUUCAGUAAACGGUUUGUAACGAUAUGUUGGUAACCCAUUGUUGAGUUUUUGUAACGAAAGGGCUCGAGACUUAUGAUAUAUAAUGCUUUUGUGGGUUGUACAAAAGGAGAGCGACAUGUCUUGGUAUUUUGUUUUGUUUUUAAAUAUCAUCAAUUUUUUCUCAAUAUUAUCUUUCUUUUUGUCUCCGUAAAGUUGACAAUUGAUCGCUCGAUCUAUAGAGAUCCCUAAUGAUUUUGCCUUAGUGUGAACAAAACCUCCAAGGUUUUUCAGAUGUACCGUGCGAUCUGAAUUGGUGACACGCAUUGCAUGUAUUGGUUGUAUUAUACGUCGAGGAUAUUGUUGUUUCAUCGCGUAUUGCUCAUGAAUAAAUUUUCUCUGAUACAUUUGUUUAGUAAUAACCAUUCAAACAUGCGUUGUGUUGCCCCAAUUGUCAUCUCGAGAGAGCUCGUCAGCUACGCUUAGCCAUUGCGAUUGCUAAUUUAUUCUUUUUGGCGCCAUGUUAGCUCGGUGAAAGUUGGCGAAAAAUUGAAUUAAAAGUGUGUUCAUUUUUAAGCCGUAAAAUUAGAAAAUAUUGGCGUCGUGCUUUGUUUAAUUUAAACGAAUUAGUGUCAAAGAAAUAUGUGUAAUAAAAUGGUGCGAAAAUAUA